AUGGGCGUCAUUCGGAAGAAGACCGCGACUAGAGGUGGUGAGGGAGGCGUCAAGUAUGUCUGCGACUCCUGCUCUGCAGAUAUCACAUCAACCGUCCGAAUAAGAUGCGCUCAUCCCGAUUGCAAGGAGUACGAUCUAUGUGUGCAAUGCUUCUCGAGCGGGGCAUCCAGUGGCUCCCACCAGCCAGCAACACAUGCAUACAAAGUCAUCGAGCAGAACUCCAUACCAAUCUUUGACCCGGAAUGGGGCGCUGACGAGGAGCUCCUGUUGCUCGAAGGAUGCGAAAUUUAUGGUCUCGGAUCAUGGGCAGACAUAGCCGACCACAUCGGCGGUUACCGACACAAGGAUGAAGUGAGGGAUCAUUACAUCAAGACAUAUGUCGAAUCACCAUGCUUCCCACUGCCGAAACGAUGUCGCCCAUCCGACAUGGAACUGGCCCAGGAGAUAUCGCGCGAAGACUUUCAAGCAAGAAAGAAGCGAAGGAUCGAAGAGCGACGAGAGGCACAAAAGAACGCCGCACCACUGCCACCGAAAACCAAGCCUACAGCCAGUGUCCCGUCGUGUCACGAGGUCCAAGGCUACAUGCCCGGUCGCCUGGAGUUUGAGACAGAAUAUGCCAAUGAGGCAGAAGAGGCCGUUCAACUCAUGCAGUUUGACCCCGGCGAUGGCAUCAACCCCCGGACUGGCGAGCUGGAGCCAGAGAUGGAGCUCAAGCUCACAGUCAUGGAUAUUUACAAUGCACGCCUGACCCAGCGUGUAGAGCGGAAGAAGGUCAUUUUUGAACACAACUUGUUAGACUACCGUGCCAACAGCAAGCUGGAGAAGAACAGGACCAAGGAAGAGCGUGAUCUUCUCAACAAAGCCAAACCCUUUGCAAGGAUGAUGAAUCACGACGACUUCGAGUCGCUGUGCCAGGGAUUGCUUGACGAGCUUAAUUUGCGCCAAGCUAUCUCCCAGCUGCAAGACUGGAGGAGUCUCAAAAUUGGCGAUCUCCGCAGCGGAGAAAAAUACGAAAGCGACAAGGCUACGCGUAUACAAAGGUCGAUACCAAUGGGCUCUAUGGACCGAGAACGCCUGGCUACCCAACAGCGCUCGAAGCAAAACAUUCAGCCAGAGCCUCCGAGCGGUGCCGCUCUACUCGUUGCGCCAGAAUUGCCUUUGCGACUGGCUACAAACGGGGCAUCGGCACAAGUCGCGACGAAUGGAGAUUCGACGGCACUUACCAACGGUCAUGCCAAUGGCCAUGCCAACGGUGUUACUAAUGGCAAUGCACCAAAUGGGACUUCAACAAUUGCUAAGAAUCGAUUUGUUUCGCAACCCAUCUCUGGGGUCACCCCAUUGCCGCUGAGCCAAGACACUGCGCCGGAUGUUCAUCUGCUCACGCCAGAAGAGGUCGAACUCUGCAAAGUAUGUCGACUGCAGCCCAAACCAUACCUAAUGAUCAAGGAGCAAGUAUUCAAGGAGGCCCUCAAAGGAAACGGAACUCUGAAGAAGAAGCAAGUCAAGGAGAUUUGCAAGCUUGAUGGCCAAAAGGGAGGAAGAAUAUUUGACUUCUUCAUUAAUUCUGGCUGGAUUGGUAAAGCAUGA
Molecule: messenger RNA, 1587 nt
Organism: Pestalotiopsis fici W106-1
Lineage: Eukaryota; Fungi; Ascomycota; Sordariomycetes; Amphisphaeriales; Sporocadaceae
Exons: 2
Coding region: 1-1587 (528 amino acids)
Biological process (GO): chromatin remodeling; regulation of transcription by RNA polymerase II
Cellular component (GO): nucleus; SAGA-type complex
Molecular function (GO): transcription coactivator activity; protein binding; chromatin binding
Source: RefSeq, a predicted model, not a curated record